CGACUCGUUCGCCUAGAGAGCGACUCUAAUAUCUAGAGAGAGAAAUAAAAAACGGAGAGAGAAAGAAGGGAGAGCGAAAAGUCUAGAGAGAGAGAGAGAAGAGAGAGAGAGGAUUUUAGGUUUUCUGGAUUCUCUCCUUUAGAGCACUUCGGACUUGUAGAAGAAACCAGGAAAUUAGGGUUUUUAAGCCUUUUCUUUCUGAGGGUUUGCUAUAUCGAUCUCUGAAUUUAGGGUUAGAGUUAGGGUUUGGUUUAUGAUUUUUAUUUGAUAUGCGUAUGAGACGAGGUAUAAUUUUCUUCAUUUCUAGGUCUUCAUAACUUUGUUCGUCUGUUCUUUACUCGUUUCUUUCUAUUUGCGGUCUGAUUCGUUGCUUUUGUAUAGAAAAUAUUAUCCUGUAUGAGAUUGAAGUUUCGUGAUUGAUGGACGAGAUCUGGGAGAGAGCUGUGGAGACAGCGCUUGACGGCCAAAACGAUAUCGCAUCGGUUCGAACACUAACCCUAGACGGAGCAGUGAAGUGCGCUCACGGCCGUCUUCCUCCUCCUUCGCUCUUCGAGAAAUUUCAGAACCUCCAACACCUCUCAAUCGCCAACAUCGGUUUAUCGUCUCUCGAGCAGUUCCCUCGUCUCCAGAACCUCCAAAAGCUCAUUUUAUCCGACAAUCGUAUCGCUGGGGGUCUCAAUCUCCUUGUCGAAGCCGGUCUCGAGUCGCUGCGUGACCUAGAUUUGUCAAACAAUCGGAUUCAGGAUAUAGAUGAUCUGAGUCCGCUAGCAGAGCUUAGAAUCGUGUCUCUGGAUCUCUACGAGUGUCCGGUCACGCGCGUGAAGGACUAUCGAUCUAGGGUCUUUGGAUUGAUAAAGUCGCUGAAGUACUUGGACAAGAUGGAUGAUGAGGAAAACGAGAGAUUUGAGUCUGAUGAUGAGGACGAUGAUGAAGAUGACGAUGAGGAUGACCCCGGGAGCGGUGAGAUUGAUGGAGAUGAUCAUCGGCCGUAUAGGAUGAGUAAUGGUCAUAGCACUGGAGGUGAGGGGAUUGUUGAUGUUGAUGAGGACGAAGAGAGCGAUGCUGAUGAAGAGGAGACGGAGAUUGUAAGAGGGGUGAAUGGGUUGAAUAGGACGGCUCUACAUCAUCAGUCGAAUGGUUUUACUGUGGUAGAUGGAGAGGAUGAGGAAGAGGAGGAAGGUGAAGAUGAAGAAGACAAUGAUUCUGUGGAGGAGAUCGACGAAGAAGAUGGCGAUGAUGAUGAUGUGGUUGAGGUACAUGAGAUUGAUGACAGUGAUGAUGAAGAAGAUGGGGUUGAAGAUGACGAUGAUGACGAGCAGGAUGAGGAUGAAGAUGAAGAGGAGGUUGAUAAUGAAGAAGGGGAUUUUGCAGAGCCAGAGAGUGGGAGUCGGUUGACCAGCACAGAAGGGGAAAUUGAUGGCCAUGAGCAGGGUGAGGAAGAAGCUGAGGAUGAUAAUGGGGAGACCGGAGAGGAAGAGCAGGGUGUUGAGGAAGUCAGAGUGUUUGAAGAAGAAGAAGACGUUGAAGAGGAGGAAGAAGAUUAUGGUUCAGGCUAUUUAGUUCAACCAGUUGGGCAGACUGAAGAAGAUGCUGGAGGCAGUGAUAUGGACCCGGGGAAUGAAGAAGAUGAUCCUGAAUUGGAGGAAGAAGUUGAAGAUGAAGAUUUUGAAGCUGGCAAAGUUCAGGUGUUACCAUCAUCAUCCUCUUCGCACCGUAAGAGAAAGAGAGAUGAAGAUCAGGAGGAUGGUGAUGAAGAUGAGGAAGAAGAGGAUGUUGUUGACUGCAACAACUCAUCAAAGCACCAUUAGCAAUUGGCAGAUGUUUGGAGGUACAUUUUUAUCAUCUCAAUGGACACGUGUGAUAUGUCUGAUACUUUAUUACAGGUGCCUGGGUACGGACGGAUUUGCUUGGCCCUUGAAUCCAUCGUUAUUGAUAGUAGUAUUUUGUUGGAGCUCCAUGUUCAGGUUACCCGGGUCUUGGUUUGAUUGGAUUACUGGUUGUUUUUGGCCUGCCUUAUUGAAGCCCAAUCUUCAUUCGAUACUUAAAUAUAUGUAUCAUUAUUGCGCAAGUUGAUUGUUGAGUUGGUGGUGGUUGUUGUAGAGCUGUCGGUGUCUUAUUGGAUGAUAGUAACUCAGUAGACGUGUGUUCCAGCUCAUAAUCAGGCGUAGUCGAAUUGGUUUUGACAAAGUGUUGGGGACUUGGUUUAGCCACUUUUGUCGAGCUUCAAUUUAUGUGGCUCGGCUUUUCUUGUCUCUAUGCUUGGCUGUUGAGCGUUGGGCCACCGACCAACUGGUAUUUUGUGGGCUUAAAACUUUAUUAACGUGCGCCAAAUUGAAUUUUGUGAAAAGGCCUCAGGCUUGACCCAGUGGACUGCGUCUUGCCGAAAUUUUUUGACGCAUGUUAUAUUAUCCCCAAGUUAUUUUUAUUAGUUUCUAAAUAAAAUUAACCUUUUGCAUAAUUAUAGUUGAAGACUUCCCCAUCUCUGAUACUCCCUUUGGUGGAAGGGAAAGGGUUGAUGGGCUAUAUCUAAGGGAACGAUGGGAUGAGAGAUUUUACAAAUUUGUAGAUAAAUGGCUAAAAAUAAUAUUUUAUAUUUAUUUUUUCUA
Molecule: messenger RNA, 2606 nt
Organism: Cornus florida
Lineage: Eukaryota; Viridiplantae; Streptophyta; Magnoliopsida; Cornales; Cornaceae
Product: acidic leucine-rich nuclear phosphoprotein 32-related protein
Exons: 3
Coding region: 420-1808 (462 amino acids)
Cellular component (GO): nucleus
Molecular function (GO): histone binding
Source: RefSeq, a predicted model, not a curated record